GUGUACACAAGUAGCAGUGUAAACAGGAGAUGCAUGGUGCGAUUAGGAAAUUAAGGAAAAGGGUGCAACUCAAAUAAACACUGAAAAGACACACACAGAAACACACACACACACACACGAGAAAAUACCCUGGGACAGAUGGGCCGCUCAUAGAAUCUUAAAGACUGCAAGUAGUAUUGCAAGGGCUCACUUGCACUGAUUCCCAUCCACACUGGCAACCAGAGAGGCAGCUGACUGUGCUGGAGGGACAGGACACUACAGCUGCUGCUGAGUACCCAGCCAGGAGACAAAUAUCAAUGACAAGCAUGAAUGGAGCUGUAUUUAAAUCGCUCAGCUUUCAGAUCGAAAGUUAGCAUCCGUGAUCAGUGUAAUGGAAUUUUUGCUGAGCCAUCACCUUUGUGACUGAGAAACAGGUGAGUCAAUCUGUUCGAGAGAGAAAAAAACUGCUCUGGGAAGAUAACCAACAAUUCCUGGAGGCACUGCUAAUUUGAGAGUAAUUUAUAUUGAGACAAAUUGCCAAUACAGAUUAUGAAGAAGAAGCAAGAGUCCAAAAGAGGAUUAUGGUAUUUAAUGGAGUUGUUCACAGGAGACUUUACACACAAAUACAUAGAUUGUGAUUAGCCAGAUUUGGACAUUAGAAGGCUCUGCACUGCACAAAUCCCAAGUGUUCCAGAGAAGAUUUAAGAUGGAUUCUUAAUUUCUACAUUUGUCAGAACUUGUAUGGACCAAACUGGACCCUUUCUGUGAUUUGCUUUGGAUAUUUCUUUAGAUAUUUAUAUAGAUAUUUAUAUUUCUUUAGAUAUCUAUGAGCAAGGUCCCAUAGAUUGCACCUUAGAACCUACCAGUAGUAAUCUACACAUUUUAAAAUAAUUAUUAAUUGAAUGCAUAAAUAAUAAUAAAAAAAGAAAUGAAGCAUUCUGAUAUUCUCGGACCCGACCAAUCCUGGCCAUGCUUCAUAACUCCCACACCCCGCCUUCGCCUCAACACCCUGGACUUCUCCGACCUGUGGGACGAUGAGGACCUCGAGCCGGACACCCACGACGACGACGCCAUCUUCACCUCCUCGGGCUUGGACAGUGUUACCUUCACACCCCCUGUGCCACCCCCUCUGCCACCCUCUGCCCCCCCCCUGCCACCCUCCGCCCCUCCUCUCCCACCCUCCUCUCCUGGCCCCUCAGGUGGGGGCAGUGGCGCUGGCAGCCGUACCCUGAAGCUCCACUGGAGGGAACUGCAGAGCCUGCCGCCCGUGCCCCAGGUGUGCCGCUUCGGCAGCCAGACCAUCUGGGCGGGGCUGGAGCCUGUGCGUCUGGACACCAACCGGCUGGAGUACCUGUUCGAGAGCAAGAGCAGUGCGGCGAGUGGUGCCCUCCGCAGUCUGGUGAUGGGAAGGCAGCAGCCUUGUGUGUCGGUGUUGGGGGUGAAGAGGAGUAACAUCAUCACCAUCGCUCUGAGCAGCUUGCCCCCACCCCACCUGCUCCCUCCGGCCAUCUAUAGCAUGGACUGCUCUGUGCUCGAUCGAGAGGAUGUGCAGAGGCUCCAGGCUCUGGUUCCCACGGACGAGGAGCUGAAACUGAUCAAGGAGGCCAAAGCCCAGAGCCCCCGCUGCCCCCUGGCCUCGGCUGAGCACUGCCUACAGACUCUGGGGGGCAUCCAGCACUUGAGCUCCAGGCUUCAGCUUUGGGCCUUUGCUCUGGACUAUGACACACUGGAGAGGGAAAUUGCAGAGCCUCUCUUUCAUCUCAAGCAUGCCAUGGAACAGCUGGCAACCAGUCAAACUUUCCGAUGUAUCCUGGCAACUGUGCUGGCAAUAGGCAACUUUUUAAAUGGCUGCAAGGCUCGUGGUUUUGAGCUGAGUUACCUGGGCAAACUCUCCCAGGUGAGGGACACCCACGGCCGACAGCCACUCUUAUAUCACGUGUGUACGCUCCUGCUGGAGGUUUACCCACAAUGCUCUGACCUCUACUCGGACAUCACUGCUGUCACCAGGGCCAGUAAGUGUGAUUACUCUCAAGUCCAGUCAAACCUUGCCCAGCUCGAAGCCCACUGCAAAGCAUCAUGGGAACAGUUGCGGCUGCUGGAGAAGGAUGGGGACCAGCGGAGGAGCAAAGGCAGUCGGAGCAGAGGGUCGAACCAGUCCGGUGACCCCGGGACAGAAGGGUCCCUCCGUCAGAGGCUACCCAAGUUUCUGAAGGAGUGCGAGGAAAGACUGAAGGUGCUUAGAGCCGUCCAUCGACGAGUCAUCAACAGAUUUCAUGCUUUCCUGCUCUUCCUGGGCUACUCUCGUGCUAUGGUGAGAGAGACCAGAGCGGAGGCCUUCUGUAAAACCGUGAGUGACUUUGCCCUGGAGUACAGGGCAACACACAAUGCCAUCCUGCAGCAGAGAGAGAGGGAGAAAGAGAAGGAAGGAGACAAGGAACGGGAAAAGAGAGGAGACAGUCUCACCCCUCAGCCCAAGCCAAAACAGCAGCCUCGGACACCAUCUCCGGAAAGCCUUGAACAACGCAAACUAGAGGAGUUACUGAGGACUCCUGAGUCAUCUGUUAGACGGGACCUCAUGAUGCCCAGACACCGCAGUAGAACACCAGACAAAAGAGGUUUACACCUGCGGAAGCUAAAAUUGUGAUGCCAGCUAUUCUACAACACUGACAAAGCCUGUUUGGAAAAUCUUUGCUCCUCUGUUAAAUGCCAGUCGUUAUUUCAUGCCUUAAUGUAGUCUUCUUGAAAUGAAUGUGAAAAUACAUAGCUUACUGAAUACCAUUUCAUUUGAAUGGCAUGCACUAAUAAGUAAUAAAUGUUUGUAUUCUGA
Messenger RNA from Alosa sapidissima (American shad), 2806 nucleotides. Its product is annotated as FH1/FH2 domain-containing protein 1. The coding region runs from base 908 to 2623 and encodes 571 amino acids. Gene Ontology annotation, biological process: actin filament network formation; cortical actin cytoskeleton organization. The transcript is spliced from 9 exons. The record is from RefSeq and is a predicted model, not a curated record. Gene Ontology annotation, molecular function: actin filament binding. Gene Ontology annotation, cellular component: cytoskeleton; cytoplasm. Lineage: Eukaryota; Metazoa; Chordata; Actinopteri; Clupeiformes; Clupeidae.